UAUGGCAUUUUUCCAGAUCUGAUAAUAUCCUGGACUCAAACAACUCUCCUAUCUAUGCACAUUAUUUUUUUUUCUUCUGAAACAUAUUUCACGCACCUUUGUGCAUAACAUAACAUUGCUGCAUGUGUAACUGCCGAUUCUAGAUCUCUAUCCGCUUUUUCUAUCCUUUGCUUCUGUUUGCCUUGGCUUAUGAUCCUAUCAGGUGCUGAAAACUAAGCAGGACUGAUCCAGCAGGACAGACCACAGCUCCCACAUGGACCAGGGACCAGCCUGACCAGGAGGAAGGAAGAUGCAGGCCCACACUGUGGGCACAGGGGAGGGAGCCUGGUGGGGUCCUGCAAUGCCCCCAUGGCUCUGGCACUGCUUUUUCUCCCCCCUGCCCCUGCUGACAGUGUUGUGAGACCACAGCGUGGCGGUGCUGCAUCCGAAGCUGCCGUCUCAUGGAGCUGUGCAGAAGGGAGAUCACAGGAGGGUGAAUGGUGCCUGCACGGGGGAGGAGACAGACACUCCUGCAGCUACAGGCCGGAGCCAGAGAGCAGUAUGCUGGAGAAGGUUCAGAAGUCACUCACGAUUCGUAACACCACCAUCAGGGAGCUGCUGGCAGAAGCUCUUGGGAUGUUCAUCCUCAUGGUCUUUGGCUUGUCUUCUGUGGCACAAGUGGUAUUAGGAAGAGGAAAAGCUGGGGAACACAUGAGCAUCUGUUUCGGAUUUGGCAUUGGUGUUACCUUGGGCAUCCAUGCAGCUGGAGGAAUCUCUGGAGCUCAUCUGAAUGGUGCCAUCACCUUCACACACUGCAUUUUAGGAAACCUGCCCUGGAGAAAGUUCCCUGCUUAUCUGGCUGGCCAGUUCCUGGGCUCCUUCACGGCAGCAGCUGCUGUCUUUGCUCUCUAUUACGAUGCUCUGCAUGAUUACAGCAAUGGGAAUUUUACAGUGACAGGACCAAAUGCCACGGCAUCUAUCUUCUCCACUUACCCUGCUCCACAUGUGUCCCUUCUGGGGAGCAUCUUCACAGAGUUUCUGGCGACUGCGAUGCUGCUCCUGGGCAUUCUGGUCAUCCAUGACGAGAAAAACAACGCAGCCCUUAAAGGCACACAGGCCCUGCUCACGGGUAUACUGGUCCUGGGCAUUGGCCUGGGGAUGGGGAUGAACACAGGCUAUGCCUUAAACCCCUCUCGGGACCUGCCCCCCAGGAUCUUCACAGCACUUGCUGGCUGGGGAAUAGAAGUCUUCACGGCUGGAAAUCAUUGGUGGUGGGUCCCACUCGCAGCUCCAACACUGGGAAGUCUUGCUGGUGUUUUAGUUUACAAACUCUUAAUCGAUUUUCACAACCAAGCUCCGCUGGAAAGUGAGAAGGAAAAAGGACAGCUAGAGGUGGAGACCUCUAAGCUGUGAUGGCCACACGCUCUGAGGAAAGAGCUUGUCAAAAAAGCCUACAUGGACAUAUGGACUGACAGCCAAACGGUAACCAAAUGGAUAAUGGGAUGUGCAACAGUGCUGCAAGUGGAUAAAAGAAGCACUAGUAUUCAAUAAACCUAUUCUGCUUAACCAGACAAACUGGGUCUCUGAGAGACUUGGCAGACUUGGGUAGGGCUAGACCUGUGACCUGAGGAAAUUAUUCAAUCUCUCUGUGUAAAAAAAAACAAACACCACAAAAUAAUAAUCACAUUCUGGAGAAAAACAAAGCAAAGCUGCAAGACACCCGAUACCUGCGUGUUCACAGAAAUUAAAAUACAGGAUCCAAUAGUAGCAGAAACGACUUAGGAAAUUUUGAUUGGGAAUAUUCUUUGGCAAGAGGAGAUGCUACACUAAUGGAUCAGAAGCCUAGGCUUGCUUCCGUUUGCUAACCUGCCACCCUAACAAACACCUAAUUUGGCAGAGCACAAAGAAGAAAAGAGCAAGGACAAUGUGAAACAGAAACCUGAACCUGUUUUGGGGUUGGCUUUUUUGUUUGUUUGUUUUUCAUACUUUUUUUGUGCAUGUGUGUGACUGUGUGUGUAUGCUUUUUGAUCUGAAUGCAGAUCCACUCUGAAUGCACAGGGAAUAUGGGAGGGACUGCUGUGCUCCUGGAGGAAUUCUGCAACCUUCAUCUGAAUAAGGAUGUGGGCCUGUACCAGU
This is a messenger RNA of Apus apus (common swift), 2115 nucleotides long. Its product is annotated as aquaporin-7-like. Gene Ontology annotation, cellular component: basolateral plasma membrane; plasma membrane. The record is from RefSeq and is a predicted model, not a curated record. NCBI's taxonomy places the organism in Eukaryota, Metazoa, Chordata, Aves, Apodiformes, Apodidae. The coding region runs from base 349 to 1392 and encodes 347 amino acids. The transcript has 8 exons. Gene Ontology annotation, biological process: glycerol transmembrane transport; water transport. Gene Ontology annotation, molecular function: urea transmembrane transporter activity; water channel activity; glycerol channel activity.